AUGUCUCACAGCUCAGAUCAGGAUGGAGAGGUUGCUUUGGAGAAGGGCCCAUCUCAAUCCGUAUGUCCGCAAGGACCCUACAACGCUUCUGAUGAGACCUACCCGGAAGGGGGGCUUCGUGCCUGGCUGGUGGUACUAGGGUCGUGGUGUGCAAUGGUGCCUUCUAUGGGCUUAUUAAACACCAUCUCCGUCCUGCACGCCUGGACAUCCACCCACCAGCUGUCGAAUUACUCUGAAUCCAGCGUCGGCUGGAUUUUUGGGGUUUUUAGCUUCUUUCUUUACUUUGCGGGCGCCCAAGUGGGCCCCAUCUUCGAUAGUCGUGGACCACUGCCAGUGGUCAUUCCAGGGUCCAUUGGCCUCAUAGUAGCAGUCUUCUGCUUCAGUGCCAGCACAGAAUACUACCAGAUCAUGCUCUCAUUCAGCGUCCUCGGCGGACUGUCGUCCUGCUUGCUCUUUACGCCUGCGAUUUCUGCCAUCGGCCAUUGGUUCAAUGUCCGUCGGGGUCUCGCCACUGGCAUCGCAUGCACAGCUGGCGGCCUAGGCGGCGUUUUCUUCCCACUGAUCAUCCUCUAUGUCGCGCCACAUCUGGGUUUCGCGUGGGCGCUACGCAUCAUCGGGAUCAUCUGCUUCGUGCUGUGCGGGCUAGCAUGCCUUCUCCUCAAGACCCGCCUCAAGCCCGAUCCGAGUCGCCACAUGGGCAUCGACAUCCACGCCCUCCGCGAACCCAACUACGCGCUCACGACCCUGGCCGUAUGGCUGGUAGAGUUUGCGGUGUUCGUCCCGUACACCUAUCUGUGCUCCUACGGCCUCUCCGCUAACCUCGGCGAAUCCAUGGCCUACAAGCUCUGCGUAUUCCUCAACGUGGGCGCCAUCCCCGGCCGUGCCUUUCCCGGGUUGCUGGCCGACCGGAUAGGCCGGUUCAACGUCAUGGCCUUGACGGCGCUGGUCUGCGGCAUCAUCACAUUAUCUCUCUGGUAUAAAGCCGGCACCAGCGAGGCCGCGAUCAUCGCGUAUUCGGUCUUGUUUGGGUUCUGGAGCGGGGCCGCCAUCAGCCUAACCCCGGUGUGUAUCGCGCAGGUCUGCCGGACCGAGGACAUUGGAAAGAGGAAUGGAACGACGUUCACCCUCGUCAGCUUUGGGACCCUCACCGCCAUCCCGAUUGCCGGGGCGAUCCAGGAGAGCAACGGCGGGAGCUUUUGGGGAUUGAUCAUCUUCGGGGGCGUGCUGUAUCUGGCGGCGUGUGCGGCGUUUGUGGUUGCUAGAGGGGUGGCGGGUGGCUGGGCGUUGAGGAUAAAAUUCUAA
Molecule: messenger RNA, 1302 nt
Organism: Aspergillus aculeatinus CBS 121060
Lineage: Eukaryota; Fungi; Ascomycota; Eurotiomycetes; Eurotiales; Aspergillaceae
Product: putative oxalate/formate antiporter
Exons: 3
Coding region: 1-1302 (433 amino acids)
Biological process (GO): transmembrane transport
Cellular component (GO): fungal-type vacuole membrane
Molecular function (GO): transmembrane transporter activity
Source: RefSeq, a predicted model, not a curated record